AUGUCCCAUAAUCCUAAUAUUCGUUCUGGAGGACGUGUGGAGUGUGAUGAGGCUCACGGAUACUACGGUGAACACGUUGAUCCUAGCAGUAGUACAGAGUUCGUAGGAAAUCCAGUACUUCCACAGUAUAUGGUUACAUCUGACAAGGAAUGGGUACACCCGCUGUCAGACGUGGUAUACGAAGAUGCAUAUCAAUUUCAUGAUCUGAGAAAUAUGGGGCAGCAGUUGGACUAUGCUGAAGAAGUGUGUCUUCCUACUAAUGCGCAAACCUAUAUGGAAACAGGAAGCAAUCUACAUGAAAGUCUGCACGUAGUAGCUAAUGAGGUUGUAAUUAAUGACAUGUUAUGGAAUGCUGUAGAAACUCAGCAGUAUGUCUCUGCUGUUCAUCAAGAUUUCGCACAGCAGUAUUUGCAGUCAGAUGUUAGUCAAACAGGAGCACCUCGCGAAAUAGAAGCUGUUCUGGGUACUUAUGGAGUGCAUCAUAUCGCUCACAAUUCCUCAUCCGAAUGGGAAGUAGAGACGAAUCAUUCUAUACAAUACGAUAGCAGACCGGUGAUUAUGUUCGAAGGACCAGUAAACCAAUCUGAAAAUGCACUUCCUCCACAUCAUGUUCAAAUUUUACGGUCUAAAACGAAAUCGCAGCCAUGUCAUUCAUUACAUGGAGAAUUGGCUAACAGAACUAUUGAGCCAGCAAUAGACCCCGCAGUAGAUCGUUGUUUAGUUUCAUUGGAUGAGUUGUGUGGACCGCAUUUUGAAACCACUGAACACCAACGGUAUGUGCAAUGGCCAACGUUCCAUAGCCACUGUGAGAUGGCAGAUUCGACAAGGAAAGGAGAAAGUUUGUAUAACUGGACAGGUAAUGGUCGUCAACAUGGAACACGAGUAUCGAGGAUCGAUCGAACAACCCAGUUUACUACUACUUCAUCACAAGCAACGUCGUCUACAUUACAAAGUUCACCGCUUAAUUCUGGUCUAAUUAGACCACCGCUAUUAUCAAAUGUGUCUGGUACAGAGGUUAUGCGAGGGCCACAUUUGCUGAUAGGAAAUGCAGUAAAUACUACUGCUUCGUCCAUAGGUUGUUAUGAUCAUGCUUAUCAUCGUAACCGUUCGUCUGAACACCGUGGAGCACCAACUUCGAAUUACCAUCAAGCAGUGAAAAUUGGAAGGCCGGUUGCACGUACAGUUGAUGCAAACUCAGUAUCUGGUCUAGACGAUGGGGCAUGUACUUCUGAACGAUUUUUGGAUAAUUCUGCUUUAGAUAGCAUGUCUACUUCUGGUUUUACUACGGAAAUAUUUGAUGAGAACCAGGAUAGUGUCCACCAUCUGAAGAAGUGGUCUUCGUCGUUCAUUAACAAGGGCGAUUCCCAGUGUUCAGAUAAAAAUAGCUAUCCAAGAAAUGUCCAAGGUACGCUAGGGUCCUGUGCUACGUCCACUUCAAAAUCCGAGAAACAGUUCACUGUUGUGAGAGAUGAAUACGGCCGCUUACGUCGAUUCAAAAGAUUGCAGGAUGGAACAUUACUUACAAGGAACCCAUCUCAGAACAACCUUAUUUCCCAGGUGGGCCGAAUUACCACGGAGACGAGUGUAGGUACUAAACGACAUAGGCCUCGAUCUCCGAUAGCCGGAACUCUGUGGGAUGUGCAGUCGGUAGCUGGCAAAUGUGGGAACAUAGGAGGAAGGCGCGUAGGUCAGUGGACACGGUCUCAAGCAUUCCUAACAUCUUGGAAUCCCUAUAUAUCAACAUCGAAGUGCGAAGGUGCUCAUCAACGUCGGAAUUCGAACGUAGCAAAGCGUCAAAAGCGUUCAAGAAGAAGCGUGCUGCUCGAUCGUGACCCCGCUGUGGCCACUCGUAGAGGUGUACAGAAAGCUGGUCGUCCUUUAAAGAGAUUCCGUGGAAGACUUGCCAAGCAGAAGCAAGCAAUUCGAGAGGCGGAGAUAUCUGAAAAAGUGGCAAUAAGGCAAAGGGAGCUACCAGUCCUUGAUCUAAUUUUGAAGUUUAUAGAAGAUCCUACAAUUGAACUUCCAUUAGAAGCAACCACAUUUGUUGAUUCAUCUAUUAUCCAUGACACGUCACUGCUUCAUGAAGUAGGCGAAGCGCUGAAAGAUUUAGUUACGCAAAUCUCUCUUGAAGAACUACAACCAAAAAGAGAUAUUAAAUCUCGUUCGCGACGCAAUUGGGAACACCUCUCAAAACGAGUGCGUUCGAAAAGGCAGGAGUAUCGAAAAUUCAACACCCCCGUCGACCAACGUAGCCCUCCACCUCCACCGUUAAGGAGCAAACCAAAAGGUCGAAACUCUGAGAAGUAUCGACAAGCAGUUCUGGAGCAAGAUAAGAAGCAGAGUGGGGAGCGGGCUACUUCAAAUAUUCCCGUUCUGGGUUCUUCACCACUACGGGGAUCUAAACUCUUGAAUACAAGCCAAGAGGGAGUUGCAGAAACUCGAGAUGAGGGAGCUGAACAUGUGUACCGUUAUUCUGUUUAUGAACAAAGUUCUUCUUUGCCCUCAAAAUCUCCUACGGCGUUCGCUGCGAACAGUGGGAGCGGAUAG
Angiostrongylus costaricensis is the source of this 2547-nucleotide messenger RNA. The record is from the annotation of a GenBank genome assembly. NCBI's taxonomy places the organism in Eukaryota, Metazoa, Nematoda, Chromadorea, Rhabditida, Metastrongylidae.